AUGGACAAGCCAGAUUACGAAAAUCUCGAGGUGAUACAGAGGAAUAGGCUUCCUGCCAGAGCCUACUGGCUACCUCCUACGCAUCUCCUCCUCAAUGGAACAUGGGACUUUCAAUACGCCCCAACGCCCUUGGAAGCUUCAGAAUAUCCCCCAAAGGACGGAAGCUCUGAAGAGGCUUGGUCCCCGAUCAAUGUGCCCGGCCAUUGGCAACUGCAAGGGCAUGGCCACCCUCACUAUACCAAUGUUCAAUUCCCGUUUCCGUCAAACCCUCCUUACAUACCAACAGAGAACCCCACGGGAACUUAUCGACGUCACUUCAAGGUUCCUACUGAAUGGGACAGCACAUAUCAACUCAGACUGCGGUUUGAUGGUGUCGACAGCGCGUAUCACGUCUGGCUGAAUGGCUCCUUUGUCGGAUAUUCGCAAGGGAGUCGCAAUGCUGCCGAAUUCGACAUAACAAAUAUCGCCAAGAAGGACGGUGACAACGAAUUGGUCGUGAGAGUCUAUCAAUGGUGCGAGGCGUCAUACAUCGAAGACCAAGACCAGUGGUGGCUGUCAGGUAUCUUCCGCGAUGUGACUUUGCUGGCACUCCCUGGAAAAUCGAGAAUUGAAGACUUCUUUGUCAAGACAAACCUUGAUGAGAACUAUGAAAAUGCUGUUCUCCAAGUCGAUGUCACCCUGAAUAAGCUGGAAACAUCAUCGCUUGAUAUUGUGCUCAUUCUUCGAGAUGCUGGUGUCGAAGUGACCUCAACACGCAAGACAGUUGAUGCCAGCAAGACGAAUUUCGAAGUGCCUUUUUCGAGCCCAAAGAAGUGGACUGCUGAAAGCCCUUACCUCUACCAGCUCGAGAUCUCUCUCCAGACACAAGGAGGAGAGUCAAUUCAGACUAUUACGCAGAAAGUUGGCUUCCGCAAGGUCGAACUGAAAGACGGUCUCAUCACUGUCAACGGCUCAACGAUCCUUCUUCGGGGCACAAACAGACAUGACCACCAUCCAAUCCACGGAAGGGUUGUCCCAUAUGAAUUUCUGAAACAAGAUCUGUUGCUCAUGAAACAGCACAACAUCAAUGCCCUCCGAACAAGUCAUUAUCCUGGCCAGCCCUGGCUGUACGACUUGGCUGACGAGUUGGGAUUCUGGGUCAUGGACGAGGCUGACCUGGAGUGUCAUGGGUUCUAUGAUGUUGUCACCCAGCACGUCACGCCUGCGCCAUAUCUGGAUUAUGAAGGAAGCAAGGAGGAGUUCUUCCCUAAGGCAGCGCAGUUCACCUCAGAUAAUCCCGAAUGGCGCGAGUCCUACCUCGAUAGGAUGGUCCAGAUGGUGCAGAGGGACAAGAACCAUCCUUGCAUCUUUUCAUGGUCUCUUGGUAACGAGUCUUUCUACGGUGUCAACCACGUCGCAAUGAUUGAGUAUGCACGAAGUAUCGACGACCGACUUAUUCACUACGAAGGCGACAUCAAAGCACAAGAAACCGAUAUGUACUCUUACAUGUAUCCUGACCAAGAUCGACUCAAGAGACAUGUCGAGAUCGACGGCAUCAAGGACGGGCAGUGGGAGAAGCCCGUGAUUCUUUGCGAAUACGCUCACGCCAUGGGUAAUGGCCCGGGCGGUCUGGAUGACUACCAAGAUGCAUUCCGCAAGUAUAAACGUCUUCAGGGUGGUUUCAUCUGGGAGUGGGCGAAUCACGGUCUCUUGCACAAGGAUGGCUAUUAUGCUUAUGGAGGUGACUUUGGUGACCAGCCCAACGAUUCCACAUUUGUCAUGGAUGGUCUCUGUAAUAGCGAGCACAAACCGACGCCAGGCCUGAUUGAGCUGAAGAGAGUGUUCCAGCCCAUCAACUUCAAGUUUGAAGAGGGCAAGGUGUUCAUCACAAAUGAGUAUGACUUUAUCAGCCUUGACCAUUUGGAGGCGAAGUAUGCCAUCAAGGCGUAUGGCGACAAGCUAUCCUUGCUUGAGUCGGGCACUCUCGAAGUUCCAAGCGUCCGACCCUGGGAUACUGUAGAGCUUGCUCUCCCCGCCGACCUGACUAAGUACUCGGGUCACGACGAAGAAGUGUUUUUGAGUCUCUCCUUUACCCUCAAAGAAUCUACCUCUUGGGCACCAGCUUCACAUGAAGUUGCAUGGUUCCAGCACAAGAUCUCCGCCGACAGAAAACCCAGUAUCCCAGCCAGUCUGUCAGCUUCAGGAAGUGUCAAGGUCGUCGAAACCCGAACCAAGGUGGAGGUGGCUGGCUCGGACUGGGAGAUUCAUUUUGAUCGCGUGCGAGGCUACGUCACUAAAUGGUCUCACGGAUCGGAUCUGCUGGAAGCUGAUCCAGCCACUCGUGCAGCAAUUUAUCCAUGCUUUUGGCGCGCACCGACAGACAACGAUAAAGACAGCGCUGUCAGCGUUUGGAAGGACUACGGUGUUCAUCGAAUGACUUCUCAGUUGAGAUCAUUCAAGGUUGAGAAUGGGGUUGAUGGCUCUGGUGUCAGUAUCGAGACCAGGACAUACUUCGCCCCUCCAGUUUUGGGAUGGGGAUAUGACAUUCACACCGUCUACCACAUAUCCUCCAAGGGCGCAUUAUCGAUAAAGCUGGACCUCAAUCCUAAGGGAGUCUUCCCAGUUGACGUCCCUCGGGUUGGCUUAAACAUCAGAUUGCCCAAGAGUCUUAGUCAAGCUUCGUGGUUCGGUCGAGGUCCAGGCGAGUCUUAUCCCGAUAAGAAGCACUCACAAGCCAUUGGAAUUUGGUCUUCGCCUGUAGAUGACCUUGAAGUCCCAUAUGAUGUGCCCCAAGGCAAUGGAAACAGAAUGGAUACUCGUUGGGUGCGGCUUGUAAAUGUCGACGGUCACGGAAUCAGAGCUUCAAGGGUCGAUGCCGCAACCUUCAACUGGACUAGCGGGCGUCUGUCAGAUCAGACUAUAGAGAACGCAAGGCAUCCUUGCGACCUUGUUCGCGAAGAUGCUACGCUUCUUAACCUCAGUCCAAGGGUCGCUGGUGUUGGUAGCGCGACAUGUGGACCUGGUGUGAGGGACGAUUUGUUGGUCAAGGUCCAGCCUGAGUCAUACGGAUUUAUACUAGAAAGUAUUUAA
This is a messenger RNA of Fusarium musae, 3069 nucleotides long. RefSeq lists its product as uncharacterized. Gene Ontology annotation, molecular function: beta-galactosidase activity; carbohydrate binding. Gene Ontology annotation, biological process: lactose catabolic process. Bases 1 to 3069 code for a protein of 1022 amino acids. The transcript is spliced from 2 exons. Gene Ontology annotation, cellular component: beta-galactosidase complex. NCBI's taxonomy places the organism in Eukaryota, Fungi, Ascomycota, Sordariomycetes, Hypocreales, Nectriaceae. The record is from RefSeq and is a predicted model, not a curated record.